AUGCGUACUCUCAGUCCAGACGGCGACAACUACCUCACCUUCCGCCCAGACACCCCAUCCAACAAGUCUGGAGCACCCAAUGGAUCCCUGCAAAGCGAGACGCCGUCCCCGUCUACCUCCCCAGACAACAGCACCAACAGCAAUGACACCGACCCAACCGCCCUCCGCGUCUCCUCCAGCAUCCUCUCGCGCGAAUCCCCCGUCUUCAACCGCAUGCUAAAUGGCCACUACCAGGAAGCCGUCACCCUAGCCGUGCAGCACACGGUCACCAUCAACCUCGCCGAAGACAACCCAGACGCCGCCUUCCACCUCCUCAACCUCCUCCACGACCAGCCAUUCCCCCCGCCCGCCGAGCUGGCCCUCGAAACCCUCGCGCACAUUGCCUCCCUCGUGGAUAAAUACCUGCUGCACCGCGCCGUCCGCGACAGCCCCCUCCAGCGCUGGAUGGAUGCCUUCACGGCGGGCCCGCGCUACCGCGCCAUGAAGAACCAGCCAGACUGCACAGAGCAGAGCAAGGCCUGGAAGCGCAUCGCCAUCCGCGAGGCCGGCACCCGCGUGGACCUGUCUGGGUUCCCGCUUGCACGCAGCGUUCAAGACGAUAUCCAGCGCCAGCGCUUCAACGCGAUCAUCCUCGUGCGGUCCUUCCUCCAGGCCGAGAUGGACACCUACAAACCGCAGCGCGAGUACGACCACGCCGCCCCCGUCGUCCCCUGCGGGCGCUACGAGCGUGCACUAUGGGACUCGCUGGUCUUCGGACACCUCAACACCAUCGGCACGCAGUGGGGCCUUUUGCCUUGUUCGAAGAUGCGGGCGCGCGAGUUCCCCGGCGUGCGUCUGCGGGAUCUGGCGCGGAACGCCAUGGGUAUGGUUGAUCUGGACAAACUCAUGGUGGCGGACAAGGGGAUCGCGACGGAGUGGAGGUUUGACUCGCGGAGCCUGAUGAGCACGCUGGGGGCGUUCGUGAUGAUAUUUGCGGGCUUUGUGCCGAGACCGGUUUUCACGCCGAAGAACUCGGUGUACCAUCCGGAUGAUUUGAAGACGAGGUUGGUGCAGCUGCUGCGGGGGAUUGAUGAGGAGUUGGAUCUGGAGAUUCCGGAAUUGAAUGCCUGUUCUUGGUGUGGGCGCUUGAAGCCGGGAGGAACUAAGUAG
Molecule: messenger RNA, 1149 nt
Organism: Aspergillus terreus NIH2624
Lineage: Eukaryota; Fungi; Ascomycota; Eurotiomycetes; Eurotiales; Aspergillaceae
Exons: 3
Coding region: 1-1149 (382 amino acids)
Source: RefSeq, a predicted model, not a curated record